This is a messenger RNA of Musa acuminata AAA Group (dessert banana), 2737 nucleotides long. Its product is annotated as serine/threonine-protein kinase STY46. The record is from RefSeq and is a predicted model, not a curated record. Gene Ontology annotation, cellular component: cytoplasm. The coding region runs from base 75 to 2591 and encodes 838 amino acids. NCBI's taxonomy places the organism in Eukaryota, Viridiplantae, Streptophyta, Magnoliopsida, Zingiberales, Musaceae. The transcript is spliced from 19 exons. Gene Ontology annotation, molecular function: ATP binding; protein kinase activity; glutathione transferase activity. Gene Ontology annotation, biological process: signal transduction; protein phosphorylation; glutathione metabolic process.
CGGAUAUUUUUUUUUCUGCGAACAAUAGCGCAAUUAAUGAGCCAAGAUUCGACUUUUGACGUUCGACUCUGCGGAUGGCGAUGAAGGACACGCCCGAGAGCUGCAGCAGUCGCGCCGGGGUGGAUUCGUCACGGACCCACCCCCGCCGCCAGCAGCAGCAGCAGCAGCAGCAGCAGCGCCACAAGUUGGAGGCGUACGCCGAGGUCCUUCGCCGCCUGAGGAAGGCCGGGCGGCCGGAGGUGCUGUCCCCGUCCUUCGAGGACGGGUUGCUCAACCACUUCAAUCGUCUUCCGGAACGUUAUGCCUUGGAUGUAAACGUGGAGAGGGCAGAAGAUGUGCUGACACAUAAAAAGUUGCUGGAACUGGCUCAAGAACCUGCCAACGGGCCUGUCUUUGCUGUGCGCUUGGUGCAGGUCCCUCCAUUUCCUGAAGGAAAGCAAGUUGAUUCUUCUGAUUCUGAUGCACCAAGAACAGGACAUGCUCAGUCUGAUUCAACUUGCUUUAGGCAAGGUGUUCAUCCUCCUCCGCUCUUUGGUUCAUCGCCCAAUCUCGAGGCUCUUGCUUCUGAAGGCAGCAGGCAACAGGUUCAAGAUGGAGCUAGUGUUGCAAAAGCUAUACAGCAUCUCAGGCCCUUGCAUGAAAUCACCUUUUCCACACAUGACAAGCCAAAGCUUCUAAGUUUGCUGACCUUUUUGCUCGCGGAGCUUGGCCUAAACAUUCACGAGGCACAUGCAUUUUCAACAAGUGAUGGUUAUUCGUUGGAUGUGUUUGUUGUUGAUGGUUGGCCUUAUGAGGAAACCAAGCAGCUUAGGGAUUCAUUGCAGAAGGAAAUUCACAAGAUGGGGAGACAAGCUUGGUCAAAGUCUCAUCCAUGGUCUCCUCUAAAUGAGAAUGCACAGUGUGGAUUCGACUCUCUGCCUAACCAUGUACAAAUACCAACAGAUGGGACUGAAGUAUGGGAGAUUGAUUUUCAACAGCUCAACUUUGGAAAUAAAGUAGCAUCUGGAUCACAUGGUGAUCUUUAUCAUGGAACAUACAAUAGCCAGGACAUAGCAAUUAAAGUACUAAAGCCCGAGAGUGUAAAUGUAGACAUGCAGCAAGAAUUUGCACAGGAAGUCUUCAUCAUGCGGAACAUACACCACAGGAAUGUGGUGCAGUUUAUUGGUGCUUGUACUAGGCCUAACUUCUGUAUUGUUACAGAAUUUAUGUCAGGGGGAAGUGUGUAUGACUUUCUUCAUAAACAGAAAGGAGUCUUUGAGCUUCCAGCUUUGCUCCAAGUAGCAAUUGAUGUAUCUAGGGGAAUGAACUACUUGCACCAAAAUAAUAUUGUCCAUCGGGAUCUAAAGACUGCCAAUCUUCUGAUGGAUGAGAAUGAGGUUGUUAAGGUUGCAGAUUUUGGUGUUGCACGUGUUAAAGCUGAGUCUGGAGUUAUGACUGCUGAAACAGGAACAUACCGCUGGAUGGCUCCUGAGGUCAUAGAACACAAGCCCUAUGAUCACAAAGCUGAUGUUUUUAGCUUCGGAAUUGUACUGUGGGAGCUUCUUACAGCUAAGCUCCCAUAUGAAAACUUGACUCCACUCCAAGCAGCAGUUGGCGUGGUUCAAAAGGGCUUGAGACCUACCAUCCCAAAGAAUGCUCAUCCAAAGCUUGCUGAGCUGAUGGAGAACUGUUGGCUGCAAGAUCCAACUGACAGGCCUGAUUUCUCAGAAAUACUACAGAUACUACAACUUAUUGCUAAAGAGGUGGGAGAUGAAUCGGACGAUUGGCUCAUGGAAUAUCCAUCAGGAGACGACGUGCGCUAUUCCUCACUCUUCACAGCUCCCCCGCAUCAUCCUCAUCUCUCUCUCCAAUCACUCUUCAAGAUCAAUAGGCACGAAUCCCCACCAGAAUUCCUUCUUGAGAGAGAGAGAGAGAGAGAGAUGGGGAGCGUGAAGGUGUACGGGCCGGCCAUGUCGACGGCCGUGUCGAGAGUCAUGGCUUGCCUCCUAGAGAAGGAGAUGCCCUUCCAACUCCUCCCUAUCCACCUCCCCAAAGCCCAACACAAGUCUCCUGACUUCCUCAAGCUCCAGCCAUUCGGCCAAGUGCCAGCCUUCCAAGACGGCGACGGCACCACCCUUUUCGAGUCGCGGGCCAUCUGUCGUUACAUCUGCGACAAGUUCGCCGGCCAAGGCAACCGGUCGUUGCUCGGCCGAGAAGGCGGCGGUGCCGCCGACCGGGCGCGCGUGGACCAGUGGGUGGAGGCCGAGGCCCAUAGCUUCAAUCCCCCCACCUCCGUCUUGGUCUUCCAGCUGGUGUUCGCGCCGAGCAUGAGGCUGAAGCAGGACCCCGCGGCCAUCAGAGAGAACGAAGCGAAGCUGAGAAAGGUGCUCGGCGUGUACGAGCGGCGGCUGGCGGAGAGCAGGUUCCUGGCGGGGGACGAGUUCUCGCUCGCGGAUCUCUGCCACCUCCCCAAUGCCCACUACAUCGUUAGCGCCACGGACAAGGCGGAGCUGCUCACCUCCAGGAAGAACGUGGCGAGGUGGUGGGAGGAGAUCUCGGCCCGCCCGUCGUGGAAGAAGGUGCUCGACAUGCGCGGCGCUCCGCCGGCUUGAUUGGCCUGCCGUGUGACUAGUCGACAAGCCGAGAUCGGGCCGUCUCGUGGGGCGACUGCAGGAAAAGCCCAUAUGGUCCUCUAUAUAUAUAUAUAUAUAUAUAUCUUAUGAUUCUGAUACUUUUAAUGCGAUUAGAAUUCAAUUCA